Molecule: messenger RNA, 318 nt
Organism: Ustilaginoidea virens
Lineage: Eukaryota; Fungi; Ascomycota; Sordariomycetes; Hypocreales; Clavicipitaceae
Exons: 1
Coding region: 1-318 (105 amino acids)
Source: RefSeq, a predicted model, not a curated record
AUGCGGUCUGGAGGAUGCAGUCUGGCAGGUUGCAGUCUGGCAGGUUGCAGUCUGGCAGGUAGCAAACCAGGUCCGGCGCGCCCCCGAGUCCACGACUCCACGACUCCACGACUCCAUCCAUUCCAAGAAAUUGUCGUGAGCAUGUCGGCAUCUUGCGCACCAGGGCACAUCAUGCCUCCCGAGGGGUUCGGCAACGCCGCAAACGACAGCGUGGUCCGCUCGGCGGGAAUCAGCCCAGAGGGAGCAGCAUACCACGGGAUCAGCGGUUGCUGCGGCUCGGUCGGCGGGCAUUCAUCCUCCGCAGUCGGUCGUCUCUGA